AUGAAAAACAAGCAAGGUGUAAAGAGAUCGGUUCCUCCCCAAGAACCAAGCGGGAAUGAUCAAUCGACUCCUUCUUCAACAAUGAGAGCUCGCCGUUCCUCUGCAACAGAUGACCAAGUGCCUGUAUCCGUAAUAAAUCCUGACAACAAGAAAAAGAAGAAGGCAACGCCUCGAGCACUAUUACCACGACAAAGGUCCGUUCCUACAUCAACCAGCCCUGCUUCACAACAACCACUGGUUGAAAGUACGCAUCCUACUUCUCGAGUAUCAAGAUCCAAAAGAACCGCACCAUCUCGGGGCCGUAAGCGAAAUGCAGGAAAGGAGCGGCCUGUUGAACAAGGAUCAGAGGCUGUCAUAGCACCACCAUCAUCAUCAUCACCACCACCACCACAACGAUCAUCAAGUAAAAGUCGGCGGGGGAUGAAAAGAAGCAAGUUGGAUAUAGAGAAUAUCAAGCAGCAGCAACAACAGGAUGAAAAGAAUCCCAUUUCCCAGAAACCACGUCGUGCAACAAGCCCAGCUGCACAAGACACCUCCGUAGAACGACCACGCAACAUACAAUCCAUCAUAUACGGCCGAUACAAAAUUGGCACCUGGUACUAUUCGCCUUAUCCAGCAGAGUUUGGUGACAAGGUGGAUGAGCUAUUCAUAUGUGAGCAUUGCUUAAAAUAUACUCCCCAUGAUCAUGAAUUACGGGCACACAAGCUUCAUUGCAAACGAAGGAAACCGCCAGGACGCGUUAUUUAUGAGCAGAAUCACAUUCGAGUUUAUGAAGUGGAUGGUCGAGAACACAAGCUCUAUUGUCAAAACCUUUGUCUCAUGUCUAAGCUCUUUUUGGAGACCAAGACGCUAUACUAUGACGUGGAAGGGUUUACUUUUUAUGUGCUUACGGAGCAAGAUCGUACGCUCGAUUUAUUUGUUGGCUACUUUUCAAAGGAGAAGUUGUCGUAUGACAAUUACAACCUGGCAUGCAUUAUGAUUUUACCACCACAGCAACGAAACGGAUAUGGAAGGCUGUUGAUUGAAUUAAGUUAUGAAUUGUCCAAACGAGAAGGAGUGAUUGGAUCGCCCGAAAAACCAUUAUCCAUACUUGGUGCCCGUGGUUAUCGGUCUUUUUGGGGAGCAACACUUGUAUCCACGUUGAACAGUUUCCAAGGACAAAUGACAAUCAAAGAUUUGAGUGACCAAACGGGGAUCCAUCCAGACGAUGUGAUAUCAACGUUGACAUGGCUAGAUUUAUUAAAGUAUUGGGAGCCUCUGCCUCCUCCAUCAUCACCAUCCCAAAUCGAUGAGCACCAGAGAGCACCACCACCACCACCACCCGCUUCUUCUUUGGCCGUUCGUGUAUGUAUCAAAACAGACAUGAUCCAAAGUGCUAUCGAACAACAUCGUCUUCGUUUAACCAAAAUGCUUAAUCCUUCAUUAAUUCGGUGGCCAUGA
Molecule: messenger RNA, 1440 nt
Organism: Lichtheimia ornata
Lineage: Eukaryota; Fungi; Mucoromycota; Mucoromycetes; Mucorales; Lichtheimiaceae
Exons: 7
Coding region: 1-1440 (479 amino acids)
Biological process (GO): regulation of DNA-templated transcription
Molecular function (GO): histone acetyltransferase activity
Source: RefSeq, a predicted model, not a curated record